Messenger RNA from Symbiodinium natans, 3288 nucleotides. NCBI's taxonomy places the organism in Eukaryota, Dinophyceae, Suessiales, Symbiodiniaceae. The record is from the annotation of a GenBank genome assembly.
AUGCAGCCAGCCUGCUUUGAUCCGGUUCUUGUUGCCAACUCGUCGCCGCUUGCAUCGGCGAGCCCGGCGAUCAGCACCGCAAAAACAGAGCCAUCUCCAGCAGGGCCUGAUGCUUCACGUACAUCUUCUCUGAGCAACUCUCGGCCAGAUCUCAUCAGCAACAAUGCAAUGUCCAAGAUCAAGUUCUUCAAGGAGGGUGGUGCAACGCCUCCAGAAGGUUCCCCGACAAGCCGACUCUCGGGGAGUCCUGUCAGCGCCUACCCUGCUUUCAAGCCAGGUGCAGUGCAGGCUUCGGGGCCCGCACCGCCACCCGCGGCGAACUCGCUAAACGGUUCUUCUCCAUUCUCAAUGUCACCGCCGCAAAGCGGCGCAUCUUUCGCAAUGUAUGGUGGAGAAACACCUGGAGCGAAAACACCAGGUGGCUACACUCCAGUGGCAUUCACACCAACAGGAUACACACCGGGAGCCUACACGCCGGGAGGACAGCUCAAGAGGGCCAACUCCGGAGUUGGCUUCACUGUGGACGCCUCGCCCAUGAAAAAUGGCGUCCCUCGGUCAAUCUCAGGAACUCCGAGAAAAUUCGGUGCACCUGCAGCUUCGCCGAACUCACGGCGAAGGACCGAGACCAAGAAGUCGAAUUCAAGAAUAGACCCCGAGCAGGUUCCACGUCCAGUUGGCCAGCCAGAGGCUGUGAAGCAGGAGGGUGGCAAGGUGUACGAGACUACCAAAUAUCACGUGCCCCCUGCAGCGACUACAGUCUGCACCGUGGUUGACUGUGGCUCAAGCUCUUGCGAAUUCAUUCGCUCGACCGUCAACCAGGUGCCAGCCUACCCGUCGACUGCAAACACCGCGCAUAUUCCCAUGGCAGUGGUUUGCCAACCAUUUGCAGAGCUGACGCCUUUCGAGGCUGACAUUCCUUGCGUUGAUCUGGGGGAGUCAGGCCCUUUCAGGUGCAACAGGUGCAAGGCCUACGUCAAUGCCUUCUUCACAUGGCACAAUGGCGGCAAAGAGGCCACGUGCAACUUCUGUGGGCAGCGUGUGGAGGUCCCUUUAGAGUACAUGUGCAACCUUGAUGAGAAGGGACAGCGUGUGGACAAGGCGGGCCGCCCGGAACUGAACCGCGGCACGGUCGAUUACGUCGCACCCAGCGACUACUCGGAAUCAGCUCCCGUCGUUCCUGCCACCAUCUUUGUCAUUGAAGCGACCCAAAGAUCUUUGCAGUGCGGCCUGCUUCCGCAGGUCAUGUGGACCUUGCGAUCCUUGCUUGGUUUUAUGCAGCGGCCGUCAUCCAGGAUCGGGAUCUUGCUCUUCGACCAAGCGCUGCACUUCUUCGCCUUCCAUCCCGGGCUCGACUGUGCGCGCCAGAUCACGGUGUCUGACACAGAGGAUCCCUUCGCGCCUUGUGGUGCAGAGGUGCUGCUGGUAGAUGCCGAGGACCCCGCCUAUCGCAGCCAGAUCGACUCCCUUUUGGACGAGCUUCCUGGACUGCUGGUUGCCGAGGGUCUAGCGGAGCAAGCAGCCGGCUGUGCUGCCUUAAAGGCAGCUACAGAGCUGCUGGGCUCCCGGGGUGGUGGCCACGUGAUCAUGUUUCAUGCAAGUUUGCCGAACUCUGGGAUUGGAGCUUUGCGGCACCGUGACGACAUCAAGCUGGCUUCCGAACCUGAAGGCGGCGGUCUGUUCGCUGUGCAGCAGCCCACAUUCUUUGAAGAGAUUGAUGUCGACUGCCUCAAUCGUGGAGUUGCAGUGAGUGUCUUCUGCACACCGGCAACCGGAAUUUACAUAGACAUGGCAACCUUGUGCCGAAUUCCAAGGAGAACAGGCGGAGAAGUCUGCUACUACCCCGGAUUCGAUCCCUCCCGGGAUGGGGAGCGGCUGCACUAUGAUCUUUCAAGGACUGUUGUCCAGCCAGCUGUGUUCAAUGUCAUGUUCAAGUUGCGGGUGAGCAAGGGGCUCGCCGUGGACAGCAUCCAUUGCACAUGGGAUCCAGAGGUCAUAGACCCCAGCACUUUCUCCGUCUCGAGGAUGUCUGUCGAUGCCACGGCCGACUUUGUCCUCGUGCAUGGUGAGAGGAUCGAAGGCCAGAAACAUGCAUACGUUCAGGUUGCGUGCCUCUACACUGACAAGCGCGGCAAGAGAUUAAUCCGAGUCCACACACUUCAGUUGCCGGUGACUUCUUCGUUGAGCAACGUCUUCCGAUAUACGGAGAUUGAUGCCGUAACCAACUUGCUCCUAAAACAGGCCGCAGACUCUGCCCUGACCGGGAACGGAAACUUUAAGGACAAGCUGACCAAGUCCUGUGUUGACAUGCUGCACGCAUACCGAGCGAAUUGCGCCUCGAUGACAGCGGCUGGGCAGCUGAUCCUUCCUGAGUCAUUAAAGCUGCUGCCACUAUACAUUGGCACGAUCCGCAAGUUCCCGGCAUUCAGAGCAGGUUCCGACAUCAAGGUGGAUGAUCGGAUCGUGUCGCUGAUCCGGACCUUGGGUCUCCCCAUCGCCUUGACAGCAUCACUGGUAUAUCCACGAGUCUAUACCAUGCUGCCGCUUCCAGACAAAGCGGGGCUGCCCACUGGAAUCGGAGACAAUGUGUUCUUGCCACCAACGAUAGCUGGCUCCAGCGACAAACUUGCCACUGAUCGCAUUUACUUGAUCGACAACGGUAUGAGCUUGCGCCUCUACGUGAGGCCUGAGGUUGGCCAAGAGACGCUGUACCAAGUGUUUGGAGCAGAAACGUUGCAAGACGUCUCUGUGAUUUUGUCGGCACCAGAGGACUUCGCGGACUCCCUCAGCGAGGAUGCUGAGAGAAUGCUAUCAUGCGUCCAGCAGAUCAGAAGGGAAAGAUGGAGGCUGCCAUGGCAAUCGUUUCAUGUCGUGCUUCCUGGCACACCGGAAGAGUCCCGUGUUCUCGCCUCCCUUGCGGAAGACCGCGCUGGCUCCGAGUCCACCUAUGCUUCCUGGCAUGCACGGAGUGAGCUAGGAGAAGAGUCGGAUCCAUCGAAGCGACUCGAAGCUGGAGGCCGACCGAAAGCUGAGAUAGAUCCCUGCUUUGAUGCGCAAAUAUCAAGCAUUUUCAGCCAGAUGAAGGUUUGGAAUCUGGCACGACGUGAAUUCAGGCGAAGGAUGGCCAUCCAGUGGUCCAAGAAGUACGAGCGUAGCACAGAGCUCGAGUUUCGAGACGCCUCUGAAGUUGUAAACCGACAUGUAGUUUGGGUAGCCUUGUUCAUCAUGGUGCUGCGCCCAGAGAUUGCCUGCUCUUGCCCCUCUCACACGGCAAGACGGUUUAGGGUUUAG